GUCAUUUCGCUCGCGCAUUUCCAGAGAAUCAUGGCCGUCGAAAAAGUGGUCCGCUGGCACAAGCUUGGUCUUGGCAACUUCAUCGUGCACGAACUCAAGCGCGACAUGUUCCGCCCGUUUGUCUACGGCGGUAUUGCCUCCUUCUUCAUCUGCGGUGUCCUCCCUACCCGUGGCGCAACUGACGAAGACAAGGCCAAAUCCGUCUUCUGGCAACGCGUUAACGGCAAGUUCGACUGGGCCGCGGAACACCAUUAAAGAUCCUCCCGUGCUCCGCACAACGUUCCUCCCAUACGCAGCACAACAUACUCGAUCGAUAAGCAACGCCCCUCUCGUCUGUUAAACGUGUUAAUGGAGAGACGCGAUGAAGCAUCCGUCCGAGUUUGCCCAUCGUACACAUGUGUGCCUACAUCAUGCCUCGUCGUCGAA
Aphanomyces invadans is the source of this 426-nucleotide messenger RNA. RefSeq lists its product as hypothetical. The transcript has a single exon. Lineage: Eukaryota; Oomycota; Saprolegniomycetes; Saprolegniales; Verrucalvaceae. Bases 31 to 255 code for a protein of 74 amino acids. The record is from RefSeq and is a predicted model, not a curated record.